AUGGAGCCGGCCGCUAGGAUUGUCUGCAUGUGUUUUGCUAACAGAUCCAAUAUGACAUCAACUUCAUUCAAUGUGGGUUUGAGUGACGGCGUGCGGUCUUCUAGCCGGGUGCUUCGCCCUCCCGGCGGAGGUCACACGGACAUCUUCGGCGGGGAGCCCGAACCUCCACGGGGACGCCGCCCCGCGCCCGCACUCGUCGAUCAUAUACAACACGGUCAGGGUGACGAACCAGCCAGACCCACUAACGGGGCUACGACCCCCAAUCAGAACGGUCAAGCAAACGCUCCCGUGCAGCCUUCUCCCGUAGAAGCCCAGCCCUCGCCCGUAGAAGCUAAACCCGUGGAAGUAGCUGAGAAAUCAGCUAGCCCUAAAGCUGUUACUCCAACUGAACCUAAAGUUGACGCCCCAAAGCGUGUUCGUGUUCCCCCCGGGGGCUUUUCGUCCGGCUUGUGGUAA
Danaus chrysippus (African queen) is the source of this 456-nucleotide messenger RNA. The record is from the annotation of a GenBank genome assembly. NCBI's taxonomy places the organism in Eukaryota, Metazoa, Arthropoda, Insecta, Lepidoptera, Nymphalidae.